Toxorhynchites rutilus septentrionalis is the source of this 1632-nucleotide messenger RNA. It is a transcript of the gene Cfp1, whose product is annotated as CXXC-type zinc finger protein 1. Gene Ontology annotation, cellular component: Set1C/COMPASS complex. The record is from RefSeq and is a predicted model, not a curated record. NCBI's taxonomy places the organism in Eukaryota, Metazoa, Arthropoda, Insecta, Diptera, Culicidae. Gene Ontology annotation, biological process: positive regulation of DNA-templated transcription. Bases 90 to 1529 code for a protein of 479 amino acids. The transcript has 4 exons. Gene Ontology annotation, molecular function: zinc ion binding; DNA binding.
UCUUCAUCUCGGUUGAGUAGUACAUAUUAUUUUGUAAACACGAACAAGAAAAUAAUUCCUGCUGUCUGUGCGUUUUCGAUAAUAAAAAAAUGUCGGAACCUAAGAGAAAAAGCAAGAAAUCCAAGGAAGAAAUUGCGAAGGAGUUCGACCUUCCGGAACGUAAAAGUAAAAUCGCAACGAUUCUCAAACAAGACGGACAAGCAUAUUGCAUUUGCCGUUCGUCUGAUUCUUCUCGUUUUAUGAUAUGCUGCGACGCAUGUGAGGAAUGGUAUCAUGGAGAUUGCAUAAACGUAUCGGAGAAGGAAGCUAAGCACAUCAAACAUUACUACUGCCAGCGUUGCAAGGAAGAUGAUCCAUCCCUUCAAACGGUGUUUCGUUUGGUUCCGGCACAAGGUCCGGUCCCGAAUCCCGAAGAGAAGAAACAGAAGAAGACUAAAGAAAAAGGAACUAGCAAGUCGGAGAAACGUUGCGGUCAAUGCGAGGGUUGCAAGGCACAGAAUUGUGGUAGCUGUGACGCCUGCUUAGGAUAUCAGGGCAAUGGGAGAAAACAACGAUGUGAAAUGAGAAUAUGUCAGAAUACGGUCAGUAGGAAGAAAGAUCGCGAGCUCAAAGCUGUAACAAGGGCGAAAAAGAGAAAACGUUCUCUAUCUCCGGAAAUCGUUUUGAAUCCAGCUUUGGAGGGUGACCGACAGUGUUAUGGUCCGGGAUGUAUUAUGACGGCUAGACCACAAUCGAAAUAUUGUUCUGAUAAUUGCGGUAUGAAGUUGGCCACCAGCAGAAUCUACCAGGUUCUGCCACAAAGAAUACAGGAAUGGUCGCUUAGCCCUGCCAUUUGUGAGGAACAGAACAAAAAAGCGCUGGAAGCGAUCCGAACGAAGCAAACCAUUGUUCGGGCGACAUUGGCCGAAUUAGAUAAACGACACGCGGAGCUAGAUUUGCUCGUAGAUCGCGCUAAAAGAUGUACUCUGGAUCCCAACGCAUUAGACAACAAUGACGUAGAGGAUGAAAUGUCCAUGUAUUGUAUUACUUGUGGACAUGAGAUUCAUUCCAAAACUGCUAUUCGGCACAUGGAGAAAUGUUUCAAUAAAUACGAAAGCCAAGCAAGUUUUGGCAGUAUUUUCAAAACCAGAAUCGAGGGAAACUCGAUGUUUUGCGACUUUUAUAAUCCGGCGAGCAACACUUACUGCAAACGGCUAAGGGUGCUUUGUCCGGAACAUUGUAAGGAUCCUAAGAUAAGUGAUGCGGAUGUUUGUGGUUGUCCGCUCGUGAAAAAUGUGUUCCAGCUGACGGGAGAAUUCUGUCGCGCACCCAAAAAGUCUUGUUUCAAGCAUUACGUUUGGGAGAAGAUACGCCGAGCGGAGAUUGAUUUGGAACGCGUCCGACAAUGGUUGAAAAUGGAUGAACUGGUCGAUCAAGAGCGCCAAAUUCGCCUGGCCAUGGCGUCACGUGCGGGUGUGCUUGGAUUGAUGUUGCAUUCUACCUACAAUCAUGAAAUUAUGGAAAAACUGUGCAAAUCUCAAUUGCAAUGAGACCAUUUUAUUUGAUGAUUUUUGCUUGCUUUUUUACUGACACUAAUUUGAUUGAAACAAAUGCGCAAUGAAGAAUAAAGACCAAAAGAAAUUGAAUUCUUAA